AUGUAUCUCUCUGUGAAUCAAUUAUCUACUCUCAUGAGUAUACUCAGUGAAGAAACUGUUGAAAAUCAAACACUUGAAUAUCUAGUUUCACAAUUACACCAAUAUUUUAAACGAGAAGAUAAUUUUAAAGUUGGUUGUACUUUACUUAUGCUAAUUCAACAUUCUGAUUUCUUACUUAAUCAAACACAAAAAUUUGCUGCUAUAAUAUUAUGUUAUGAACUAUACCGAAAUGAACCAAUUGCAACUAAUCCUUUAGCACCUGUUUUUAUGCAUCUUUUGCAUAAAAAAGUUGGUAAAAAUGAAUAUGUUGGUGAUUUACCAGUUUUAACUAUGCCUGUUAAAAUAUUUCUUUCUAAUUUAAUUAUGUCACAAAAUUCUAAAGAGUUAUUACGAAAAUCUGCUAAACAAGUAUUAACAGCACGCAGUGAUCCCACUAAACCUGUAGUAAAUACAGCAACAAUUCUUAAUACAAUUAAAGAACGGCGAAAAAAUCUUCCACGCACAGCAAAAAGCUCCCUUCCAGUUAUCAUACCAGAUCCUCAAAAAACUGAAUCAAAAGAAGGUGCAAAACAAGUCUUAGAAAUGUUAAUUAGUGGACCAAAAUCAUAUGUUUCACACAAUUUUAAACCAGAAAUGAUGCGACUUGUACCACCAUUGUAUGUGUGCAAGGAAGAAAUGGUAUGGAUGAAUAUGAGUAGUCGAUCGAAUCACCAGAUCAUGUAUGAUAAAACAAUGUGUGUAUCUACUAGUGCUGCUACCGAAGCACGAGAACUUAUGACUAAAGCUCUUAAAACACCUUUAACCUUACAACAACAACAGCAUCUUUUAGCAGAACUUGGAAAUGAUCCAAAACUAGUUUAUCAUAUUGGUCUUACACCUUGUAAAUUGCCAGAUUUAGUUGAGAAUAAUCCUCUAAUAGCUAUUGAAGUAUUACUAAAACUAAUGCAGUCACAUUGUAUUACUGAUUACUUCUCCGUCUUAGUUAAUAUGGAAAUGUCUUUGCAUUCAAUGGAAGUAGUUAAUCGAUUAACUACUACUGUAGAACUUCCAACUGAAUUUGUACAUCUAUACAUAUCAAAUUGUAUUGUAGCAUGUGAAACUAUUAAGGAUCAAUAUAUGCAAAACCGAUUAGUUCGUUUAGUAUGUGUUUUCCUACAAUCUCUCAUUAGAAACAAAAUAAUCAAUGUGCAGGAAUUAUUUAUUGAAGUCCAAGCAUUUUGUAUUGAUUUUAUCCAAAUUCGAGAAGCAUCAGCCUUAUUUCGUUUAUUAAAACAACUAGAAACAGGAGAUACUUGUAGUAUUGGUAAUAUAGCUGCUGCUGCUGGUAUUACACCUAGUACAAUUGCUGCUGCUAAAGAUAAAGAUAAAGACAAAAUUGUGCCAAAAGAAAAAUAGUUUUAAUAUAGUUGUUAAUUAAAUUUAAAUGACAUCUAAUUUUUUUUACGAUAAGCGAGACUGUAAAGUGGAAAUAUAAGUGUAAUAAUUUAUUAUAA
Melanaphis sacchari is the source of this 1493-nucleotide messenger RNA. RefSeq names its product CCR4-NOT transcription complex subunit 11 (gene Not11). The record is from RefSeq and is a predicted model, not a curated record. NCBI's taxonomy places the organism in Eukaryota, Metazoa, Arthropoda, Insecta, Hemiptera, Aphididae. Gene Ontology annotation, biological process: mRNA catabolic process; negative regulation of translation. The transcript is spliced from 9 exons. Gene Ontology annotation, cellular component: CCR4-NOT complex. The coding region runs from base 1 to 1395 and encodes 464 amino acids.